AAGGGGCUUGUUAUGAAAAACAAAAACACUAUUUUCGUCUUUACUACUGUGGAGCACUUUGAGGGAACAAAGAUACCCCUUUAGGGGCCUCAUGCCGGGUACCGGACCACAGUAUAUCUCACGGCAGACACAGGUAAGUGAUCCUGGACACACAGCAAACCGAGGACAGUGGGGGUCCUGGGGGUGGGGGCAGGAGACAGAGGGACGCAGGCGCAAAGAGGGAAAAUACAAAAGUAAACUCAGGGCCUUGUGCAGAGCAGUAGUAAUCAGCAUGGGCCACGAACUGAGACGGGAAACAUCAGUGUUCCCGCCGGCCCCCAAUGCCACACAGAUCCACAGGGAGAGAGUCCUGAGUAUGACCAACCUGGGGCCAAUCUCCAGCUCGAGAGGCCACUGCAGGAAGGUUGGGCUCUGUUUUCUCAUCCGUGUAAUGAGAUUAGUCAUAAUGCCUGCCCUACUCACUUCUAGAGGAGCUGAGGAGAUGAGUCGAUGAGCAGGAACGUGUCUUCAGAAAGAAGCGAGCUCUCCACCUGUUGUGAUGUUCGCUCUCAAUGCCUUUCAAAUGUAGAGGAGAAAAAAAGUCACGAUCCCAGGGUCAUGGGAUGGAUCCCCUCGUCGGAUUCUGUGCUGGGCGUGGCACCUGCUUAAGAUUCUCUCUCUCCCUCUGCCUAUCUCCCUUCCGCUCGCUCUCUCUCUCUUUAAAAAAAAAAAAAGCUGGGGAGUUAAAGAAAGCCCAGACCCUCUGGUUGACCCCCACCCUUCUCCCCUCCACACCCAGCGGGUACGGGAGGGCCAGUGCCCCCUCCACGGAGCUGUCAGCAGGAGCAGGGCACAGGUGUGUGCAGGGAUGCCCUUGAGGUGACAGCACAUGACAUCACAGUGAUUGGAAAAUGGAGAUGCGUGCCAGGGGGCGAGGGUGCUAGGGGAGCAUUUGGGGGGGGCACCAAGCCCGACCAGAGCACAUGUCUAAUAGUACUGGCCCCUGAGGUAGGUAGGACAGGAGGCUUCUGGGUACUGCAAGGUAGCAGGGUCCUCCCGGAGGAGGCUCCCCCCACGCACACCCCCAGACUCCCCCUGACCUCAUUCUCAUUUCCCUUCCCUGAGCUUUGUUGUUUUUUUUUUUAAUUUUAUUUUUGGGGUUUUUUUUCCCCAUUUAUUUAUUUAUUUAUUUACUUACUUACUUUUAAAUUCGCAUCCAAGUUAGUUAGCAUACAGGGCACUAAUGAUUUCAGGAGUAGAAUCCGGUGAUUUCCCUGAGCUUUUGUUCUGGCUUCGGCCCCCCGUUCCCUUGGGGCCGAGUCAAUCAUGAAGGAAAUACAGUGAUUUCCAAUCUUGAAAAAUCUGAAACUCUCUGCCAACAUGUCCCAGUAAAGAGUUGGUCACGAAAAGCCUACCAGGCAGUUACAUAGUUAGCAGGAGUAUUUACCCCUUUUGGAGGUCACUGUCAUAAACAGUUGGCACAGUUUAAGUCCUUUCGGGGGGGAAAAAUAGUGUACGUGGGCUGGCAAUCAAAUAGCAUGUAAAUGUAUCAUAAUAACUAGAGACUAUUUAUAAUUUUUUUAAAAGUUGUUUUUUUAAGUACUCCACGAAGGAGUCUGAGUUUUAGGAGGGUGGCUCCGGCCAGAUGCAGCUGGAUAAGGAGAGGAGGCAGGGCGAUGUCGGGGAGCUCCCCCCUCCAGGGCCCAGGCUGCAGGGGGACAGCAGGGAGUGCCCUAAACUUGCCUUUGGGUGUGACCGGCUAAUCCAGGCUCUGCCCCACCCGGCCGGUGAUCUUGGACAAGCCCCUUCGUCUCCAUGCUCCUUCCGACUAGAAAAUGAGGGUACCUCCCUUCAGCACGGGGUGACUGUGGGGGGCCCCAGGUGCUAGGUAGGCAGGACUGUCACGGGGGCCAUGGGGACCCCGGAGCUACCACCGCCUUCCUUGGCCCCUCCCCGGCCAGGGCCUCCUGGAUGGGCUUGUCCAGGCAGCGGUGCCUGAUUGUUCUCUUCAGACCCCUCCCUGGGAUGCCAAAUCCGUAGGGCCAGUGGAUUCUGCCCCCAAACCUGUCUGACCAGUUGUUUGGGAAGAGGGGGCACCUGGGAGGAGCUUCAGGAGGUACCGGAGGCAAGCUCUCCAGUCCCCCGGCAGACAGCACGGCGGAAGCUCUGGGACGCUGCAGACAGACGGACGGUCAGACACUUGGCCUGGCCAUGGGGCUCGGUGGGGGACAGUAUCGGCUGCCGGUGCCACUGUGGCUGCUGUUGACCUGCCUCCAGCAGGGGACAGGCCUGGAGCGCAUCAGCUACGUGCCCCAGCUCUCCAGCCCCACCCUGGCAGGGACACUCACCCAGUCUACCUUCACGCUGGAGCAGCCAAGGGGCCAGUUCAGUCGCCUCAACAUCUCCGACUUGGACACCAUCUGGCUGGUGGUGGCCCACAGCAACGCCACCCAGAACUUCGCUGCCCCACAGAGGGUGGAGGACAUCCCAGUCCCGGCUGACUUCAGCCAGAGGGGCUACUAUCUCACGCUGAUGGCCAACCGGUUGCUCUACCCGGGCAACCAGCCUGGCAACCAGCUCCGGGUCCUACGCGUUGGCAAUGAUACCCGCUGCUCCCCUAAGAGGAGAGGCUGUAACCACCCCCUGCCGGGCCCCGGCCCCUAUCGAGUGAAGUUCCUGGUGAUGAGUGACAGGGGACCUGUGGCUGAGACAGAAUGGUCCAGCGAGACCCGCCUGCAGCAAGCCAAGGCACUACAGGCUGUCCCAGGACCCCAAAGCGCGGGCACCGUGGUCAUCAUUGCCAUUUUGUCGGUCUUGCUGGCUGUCCUUUUCACUGCCCUCCUUGCUCUGCUUAUCUACACCUGUCAUGACACCUGCAGGAGCGCUCCCAUUUCGGGCCCAGAGCAGUCAACUUGCGUGAGAAGAUACAACACCCACCACGUGACUGACCCCCCAGCCGUGGGGGCCUCAUGAGGGGUCCGCACCUGCCCCUCGGCCUCCUCCCUGGUCCAGGCUGCAGAUCCCGGGCUGGGAGCAUGCCCGGAAGCUUCUGGAGCCCUGGAAGAGAGUGUUUCCAAGUGAGGGUGAGGGGAGAGUGUCCUUAGCCCAAAAUUAGGCCUGUCUCUGUCAGAAAUAAAUGUCCCCAGCAGCCCUGCA
Prionailurus viverrinus (fishing cat) is the source of this 3135-nucleotide messenger RNA. RefSeq names its product uroplakin 3B like 2 (gene UPK3BL2). NCBI's taxonomy places the organism in Eukaryota, Metazoa, Chordata, Mammalia, Carnivora, Felidae. The record is from RefSeq and is a predicted model, not a curated record. Bases 2191 to 2952 code for a protein of 253 amino acids. Gene Ontology annotation, molecular function: heme binding; peroxidase activity. The transcript is spliced from 7 exons. Gene Ontology annotation, biological process: response to oxidative stress.